AUGAUAUAAAUUGUUAAUGAUGAUCUGAUCCCUUCAAAUAUAAAGGCAAAUUCUCGAUUAAGGGAUGCUUAUAUAAAGUAUUAAGAGCUAGUUUCAAGAGGCAAGAUCAAAUUGAAAAUGAACAAAUAAAUAAAUUGUGAUAUUGGUUAAUAACUUUAUUUCUUUAAACAUAAAGAUGCUUUGUUUUUCCAACAUCCAGAUAAAUAAUAAGAAUACUAUGAAGGAUUGUUAAAUAAUCUUACAUAAUAAAUUAAGUAUUUUGAAAAUAUGAAUUAGACCUUAGAAAGCAAUUUCAUAUGAAAAACAAUUACUUUAAUAUAUAUAAGGUUUGAAUCAAUAAAAGUAUACACCAGAUAGUUUAAAGAAUGAAAUAAUUCAACUUUACAAAAGAAAGAUCUGUUAAUUAAAAAUAAGAAAAUAGAGAACAUUGUAAUAAGAGGAUAGUAUAUAGAAACCAUAAGCAGAAUUGAUUUAUAAGCAUAGAAUUUAAUGGAUUGACAAUUAGAUAAUAAAUUUAAAUUAAAGAUUGGAAAGACUAAGAAUUGAUGAUGGGAUAAAAAAUUAUAAAGAUAAUUAAUAAGCAUUAUAUAGUAAUAUAUUUAUGGAUGAUGUUGAAAUAUAUUUGAGAAAUAAGAUAUAUUUUGAUAAAAUAAAAUUACCAUUUCGUAAAUUAAAAUAUGUUUGUAAAUGGAUGCAUUUUUUGGAUAGAUUUGAAAUAUAAGAUAAUGCAAAUAAGAUUUUAAAUUAAUUAAAAGUUUAAAAUAGUGAAUAGAAUUAAUAAUAUUUUAAUGAUAUUGUAACAAAUAUUGAAAGCAAAUUAAAUCUUAAAUAUUGUAAAUAUAUAUAUUUAUUUAAGAAAUGAGUAGAGAUGUAGUAUUAUAAUUAUAAGAGUAUUUGAAACCACUUAAAUUUUCAUUAGAUGAAAGUAGAAUAACUUAAAGAUUUGAUCGUCUUCCUUUAAUAGUUUUAACUGAUUAUGAGAUGUAAAAUAGAUUGUAUUAAAGUGCAUCUAAAUUUCUUAAAAAUCCUAGAUAAUUUGGUGAAUAGAAAUUAAUAUUCCAUCUAUGUAAUUUAUAACAUAUGCUUGAUGGAUAUUAGAAAUAUUUAUAUGCAUGGGAUAAAUCUGAAAAAAAUGAAUAUGAUGGUUAUAGUGGUUUAUAAAAAUUAACAAUAGAAUUAAGUGCUUUUGAUGAUUCAGAAGAAUUAAUCAAAUAAUUAAAUCAUCCAUUACCUAUAUAUCCUAACAUAUCACUAGUUUAUGUUAAAAAUGAUUGGAAAAUGUUAUUAAAUUCUAAAAACAUAAUACUUAAUGAAUAUUAAACUUUUAUGUUAAAUUAAUUAAAUUUUGUAACUGUAGAUACUUAUACAGAAAAAUUGAUAUAAUUAUUACCAAUUAAUUUAAAUAAAUCUAUGUAAGCUUAUAUAGAUUAAUAAAUUAAACAAAUUAGAAGUGAUAAUUAUACACUUUUCAAUAUUAUUGAGAAUAAUGAUUAUAUUGAAUAUACAAGAGAAUCUUUAAGAUUAAGAUAGAUAAAUGAACUUUAUGAAAAAAUAUGUAAUAAAGAGAUUCAUUAUAGACAUAAAACAAAAUUCAAAUCAGAUCUUGUUAAAGCAUUUGAAGAAUUAAUGAUUGAAUUAACUCCUAAAGAAACACAUCUUUAAGCAUACUUUUCAACUUUAGUUUGUAAAAUGAGAGAAUUUCAUCGUAAAAUAUUUUAUAUUAUUAAUGCAUUAUAAUCAAUUGAAAGAAAACUUACUUUUAGUUUAUUAUCUUUAAGAGAAUGUAAAGUAAACACAACUGUAGAUACAUAAUUUCUAAUUAAAGCUAAUUAAAAAUAAAAAUCUGAAGUAAAUGAUACUUAAAUGAAUCAAUUAAUUAAUUAAAGAAGAAAUGCAAUAAUUUCAUAUUUAGAUGCUACUAAUAAAUCUACUUAGAAAAUUAGAUAAAAUCUAUCUCCAGAAUUAAAGUAUUGUAAAAUAGAAGAUGAAAUUUUUUAUUCAAAUGAAGAAUUACCUGAUGUAUUUAUCAGUCAAAAAAUUAUAAAUCCUAUUUAUGAUAGUACUAUAGAUGAAUUUAAAAAAAUAAUGAAAAGAAUAAUAUAAUAAAUAUCACUUUAUAUUAAUAAAUAUGAAAAAAUUAGUAGCAUUAAAUCUAUUAAUCCUAUUGUUGAUAGAUUUUAAUGUACACUUGAUUGUUUAGAAUAAGAAGCUAUAUAUUAAUUUUAAAAAUUAAAAUUAGUUUAAACAUAUAUGAAGAUAUUUGAUAAUACUGUUGAUCAAUAUCAUGCAUCAGAAAUAAUUGAAACCAUUUUUGAAAUUAUUCAAGCAAUCCCAUUAUUAGAUUUAGAAUCAUUUUACUUUAAAGAUAGUUAUAUACUGAAUUAAGAUUUAUUGAAAAAUUAGAGAGAAUUUAUGGAAAUAUUAAUAAAUAAAUAAUAAUAACAUGAAAAUACAUAAAUCAAAUAAAUAAAUGAAUAAUAUGUAUUAAUUAGAAUGCAAUAAGAAGAAAUUGAAAAAGUACUUAGUAGAGCAGAAACUCCUAAAAUUGAAUAAAAGACUGCUAGAGAUUCUAGAUUAAAUGAAUAAUAUGAUUAUUAUAAUGUUAGCAAUAAAAUGUCUUAAAUCUUUUAAGAACUUAAUACAACUAAUAAAUAAUCAGCAGUCAAUUUAAAUUCAGCAUCAAAAGAUUUAAAAAUUAUUGAUCCUAAUGCAAUAUUACUACCAUUUUAAAUUCUAGAAGAUUAUAAUGGAUUUAAUUUUACAGAAUCUUUAUAUUUAGUUACUUUUAUUAUAAAAACUUUUAAAAAUAGCUUUGAAAUGCUUUAAGAAUAAUUCCCUUAAAAUUCUAUUUAAGGUUAUUUAAGUCUUUAAAUAGCCUCAUUAAAAUAAGCAUAAGUAUAUUCAUAUUAAGAUUAAAAAUUACCUUAUAUUAAAAAGUUUCAUGAAAAUACGUUAUUUGAAUCUGAAUAUGGAUUAAUCUAAAAGUAUUUUGAUAGAAUAAAAUCUACAGUAUAAAAUGAUAUUAAUCCAUAUAUUUUAAAUAUUUCUUUAUAUGAUUUAGAGAGGACAUUAAAUCAAUAAUAGAUUUAAAUAACAGAUAUUGGAGCUAUAAAUAAUCUUUUAGAAUAUUUAAGAUUAAGAAAACAUUUUUUAAAUAUUUAAUUAGAAAUGAAAGUAUAACAUAGAAUUUAUAAAAAAAUACAUGGAUAUCAAAAAAUGAGUAAAACAAAUGACUUAUAUUUUAAAAGUAAUUUAGUUGAUUUAUAAAGUCAAUAUAAAAAGAAUUAAGCUGUUAAAUAUUGUUAUUCUCCAUAUUGUUUUGAAAUUGAUGCAACUUAAGAAGUACCUUUCAUUUUAUUAAAAUAAUUUGAAAUCUUAGUAUUUUAAGAUGUAAUAGAAGAAUUUAGAAAUAUUAUAUUGUAUGAUUAAAUCAAUGUGAUGUUUCUUUAAACAUAAAAUGAAUUAAGAUUUAAUUAUAUUGAUGAUUAUAUGAAAGCUUAAUUAGAUUUGAAGCAUUUUGCAUAAAUUGGUUAUUUACCAUAAAACUCAAAAUUAACAACUAAAUAAAUUAAUUAAUUUGAAUUCAAUGAAAAAUUGUAAAUAUUUAUAAUAAAAUAUUUUAGAUUAUUAUCAAAUUUACCUAAGAAACCUUAAGAAAUAGAUGAAUAUUUGAAAUAAGCUAAAUAAACAAAAGCUGAAUUAUUUAUUAAAUAUGUAAAUAAAUACAAAGAGAGGCCAAGAGUAAAUUCAUUUUAAAGUGAUAAAAUGUAGAUUUUAUGUCUAAAAAAGGAUUAGAAGUAUAUUAUAUAAUAUAUAUAGUUUAAAACUAUAUUUAAUAAAACGUUUAAUUUAAGAUUUUUUGAGUAUUACUUAAUAUGAAGCUAUUAAAGUUGAUAUUUUUUAUACUUAAAUGAGAAUUAAAAGAAUUUCAUAAGUAAUUCCUAAUUCUAGUUAAAUUGAUAAGAAUUUUUUAUUAUCUGUUUAAGAAGAACAAUUAGUUUAUGUUUAAUAAUUUAAAUAGUUUGCUGAGAGAUUAGAAACUCAUAUUCAUAUAGAUCAAUUUUAUUCUAAAGAUGAUUUUUAAAAAUAAAAGCAAUAAGAUUCAAAUUGGGAUCUCAGAUAAUAUUAUAAAUCUAUAUAUUAAUACUUGAUGGAAUUAUUGAGACAUAAUACAAUAUAUUUAAACUGGUUUGAAUUAUUACAUAUGAAUGAACUAUAUCUAUUUAAUUUAUCAUUUGAUUAUUAUGAUUAAACAAAAGAGAUGCUUUAUUAAGGUAAAUUAGGAAAGAACCCUAUUAAAAGUGUUUUAGAGUAUGAUAAGUAAGAAAUAUAAUUGAUAAUUUAGAAAUUAAAUGGAUAUUAAAUAAUGUAUAUCAGAUUAAGUAAUAGAAUAACGAGCUUUAGUAGCAUAAGCAAUAGAUAAAAUGAUAGAUAAAAUAAAAUCAUUUUAUUCAAUAAACAAAGUUUUUGAAUCUUUUAAUUAAUAAAUAGAACUAUUCAAAUCAAAAAAUAAAAUUAAUGAAUUAAUACCAGAGAUUAAAUAAUCAUAUUUAAAUCUUUAUUCUAAAACUUAUUACAUUUAUAAUUAAUGUAAAUUCUUAAUAUCCAAAGAUGUAAAAUAUUAAUAAUAUUUAUUAGUAUCCAGAUUCUGAAUAUUAUUAGUAAUAUUAAUUGAUUAAUUAAUGUCUUUUCUUAAAACAUUAAUUUAGUUCUGUGAAUCUUAAUUUCUUUAAAACUAUAUAUGUCAGAUAUUAAAAUAUUUAUAAGAUUAAAUAAAAAGAAUUGUAUAGGAAUUUUAAGAAAUUGGAUUCAAAUACUUAUUCAGAUUAAAUUAAAAUGAUCAAUUUAGUUUUGCCUAUAAAUAAUGAGAAUCUUUUGACUUAUUAUCAUAAUGAAUAACAUUAAAAUAUUAGUUUGAUGUUAUAGGUUCCAGGUAAUAUUGGUGUAAAUGAAAGGAUUAUGCUGAGAAAACAGAAUGUCAUUAAUAUUAAAGAAGCAUGUAUUUCAACUCUUUUGUAAGAUACAUAUGUUUUAUUAUAAAAUCCAUAUAUUUUUAAUAUAAGUAGUGUGGAAUUAAAAUUAUAUUAUAAUGAUCUUGAAAUAUAAUUAAAAGAUUAGAAGAUGACUUUAAAAGAAUUAGUAUAUAAUUAACUUACAAAUACUUCUAUAAAAGCUAUGAAUGAUAAUGUUUACUUGUUAUAAUAAUAUUUGAAUGUUGCUCCAGAAUAUAUAGAAAAAACAGAAAUUAUGGAUAAAUUAGUGUCUAAAAUAAAUAUUGCUAUUCCAAGAGUAAAAUUCAUAAAUAGUUUACAAAGUACAUUAAGUUAAAAGAAUGGAGAAAUACAUAAUGCAUUGAAAAUAUCAUUUAUAUAAGGAUUUUUGAAUAGAUUGAGGAACAAAUCAAUUUAAACUAAUCUUUUAGUUAGUGGAAUGGGUUAUUCUAUUAGUUCAUAAGAUAUUGAAGAUUGUCUCAAUAUUUUAAAUAGAGAUUUAUAUACUUUUGCAGAAAAUGAAAUAACUGCAAGAAUGGAAACUUUUAAUUUAAUUUAUGAAUAAUAAAAAACAUAGAUUAAAUAAUUAAAUAGAUAAUUAAAAGAAAAGACUUUAGAAAAUGAAUAAUUGAAAUAGUCUUUUGAUGAAAGAUUAUAAGCACUUGUUAUUGCAAAAAGUAAUAAAAUAUUAUUUGAUUUGGAUAUGUUAUAAUCUAAAUUUAGAGAUUAUUAGAAGUAUCUAAAUUAAUUAACAUAUUUAGGUGUACUUAAGGAUUAGAAGAUAAUAUUAGAGAAUAAAUUGAAAGUAAAUAUAAAAUUCAUGUUGAACAAUUAACUUUUGAAAGAGAUAGAGUUAUUUAAAAAUUUAUGGACUUAAAAUAAUAAUUAAUAACUUUAUUUACUUAAGAAGUUUAAACUAACUAAGAUGCUCUUAUUAAAUUUGUUUAACAAAAAACUAAUGAAAUGCUAUCAGAAAUUCCAUUAUAUAAGAGAUCUCAUAGUGAAAAAAAUGAUCAAAAUGAAAAUAAUCAUCAUGUAGAACACUAAAAAAUUGAAUUGCUUUUUGAACCAUAUAAAUUCACUAAAGCUUUACAUUAAUUAAAAGAUAAAUGGUAAUAAGAUACUGAAGAUUAAAAAAUUAAUUAUGAGAAAUAAAUUUCGUAUAUUUUAAUUCUAAUAUUAGAUUUUAUAAAUAAUAAUGUUUGGAAUUUGAAGAUUUAUAAUUUUAAUUGAAUGAAAGCAAAAGAAAAGAAACAACUAUGAAAAUGGAGAUUAUUACUUUAUAAUAGACAAUUAAUUUAUUAAUUAAGUAGAAAGAUGAUUAUGCUGAAUAAAUUGAUUAAUUGAAAUUUGAAAAAAAAAGAAUAUUGAAAUCAAAUGAUGAUUAUUAAUAAUAAUUGAAGUAAUAUAAAGAGAAAUUCAAAACAUAAGAAGUUAAAAAACGAAAUGCAAUAUCAGUAGAUAAUUAUUCCAUGACAUAAUCAAUUGUUGAAAGGAAAACCUUGCCAAAGUUAUUCAAAAGUGAACAAAAACCCAAAUUAAAAUUAUGA
Messenger RNA from Paramecium primaurelia, 6541 nucleotides. The record is from the annotation of a GenBank genome assembly. Lineage: Eukaryota; Ciliophora; Oligohymenophorea; Peniculida; Parameciidae.